AGCGCAGAGGGGGCUGAAAUGGAAGCUUAUAUAAUUCCGGGGUCAUCAUUAGAAAACCAAAAAAAGAAGAGGUCAAAUUAAUGGAAAUCGGAUGGUUCUUCUCUCCGUAAUUUUCCCGCCAUUUGGUGGCUCGGAUACAUCUCCUCUCGGAUCUUCGAUUCGCUUUGGUUGACGAGAAAACUGUGCCAUGGAUCUUCAGCAUCUGAGAAGCAGCAAAGAUCUGUGGGCAAGGAAUUUGUCAAGAGGACAGUUCGAGGACGAACCAGUGCUUGGCGCACUUAUUCCAAACAUGGGGAAGCUCAAAGGAUUCUGAUGUUUGAAUAUUAUGUUUCUUUAGUGUUAGCAUUGAAACCGUGGAAACUUGUGGGUGUUAAUAAAUAGGGGCAUAUUUUCGUGUCUCUUACAUAAAACCACCAUUGUUCUGAGUUUUAGUGGGUUAUUUUCUUCGGCCUUUCUUAGCAGUCAGCAUUUUCCUUGAUCCGCAAUGGCUGUAGAUUCGGGUGAACCAAAGUUUAGCCUGAGGCUUCUGGUCGAUGAAGAGAAAAAUAAGGUUGUAUUGGCUGAGGCUGGUAAGGAUUUUGUCUAUGUACUCUUUAGUUUUAUGGCACUGCCAAUGGGGACCAUUGUCAGAUUGCUGCAGAAGCAUCAAAAGCCACAGCGAGUUGUUGUGGGCUCUUUCAACAACCUUUACCAGAGUGUGCUGGAGAUGGGCAUUGACAACUUCCAGCAUGAAGCUUGUAAGCAGUCGCUGCUGUAUCCGAGGCCUCUGAGGGAUGAAUGCCUUAAGUUGAAUGUACAUGAUACUGAGGUCACCGGGUACUUUAUGUGCCGAGAGAGUGUAAAUCGCGAUUAUUGUCGUAGGUAUUACAGCAUUCUCAAUAUCUUAAGAUGUAGCUGUGGUCAGUUAAUGGACAAGGAGAUUCAGUUACCGGAAGAAGAUGAUUUAGAUGAUUUAGAUGAUUCAUAUGAUUUAGGUGAGAUAGAUGUUCUAGAUGGAGUUUCUGUGAGCAAUCAGUCCUCAUUCUUCAUCACAGAUGACUUGAAAGUUGUUUCUGGCUCUGUGGUUCUCAUGCUGAAAGAUCUAAAAGGUCUAGGUUACACUGGCUUUGAUGUGCUGGAUGAAAUUCUUCUUGAUGUUGGUCCAAUGGAGGUGCUAACUUUGUUGGAGUGCUUAUUCUCCUCUGAUGCACCCUUGACUGACACGUUCCUCAGGAAACAAAGCUCCCAGUGUAUAACAAGAGUGCAUGAUGUGUUGGCUCCGGGUAGACAAGAGAACGCAGAUGCAACGGAAACAGAUCAAGUAGUAACUUUGGAUGUUCUUUUUAGAAAGAAAGACAAGAAGAUUCUAUAUGUAGAAUGCGGAGAAGAUUUCAUUGAUCUUCUUUUAACAUUUCUUGUUGUCCCUUUGGAGUCUGUUUGGGAAAUAUCUGGCAGCAACCUCAUUUUGGGAUGCAUCGGUAACUUGUACAAAAGCUUCAAGGGCUUGCGCUUGAACGAAGGACCAAAUGCAUCGGUCUCCAAAUGUGUGCCUUCUUGGUAUUAUAGCCAUCAGGCGCAGCUGCUUGGCCUUUCCAUUCAGCAGCCGCCAGUGAUAUAUUGUAAUGUUUGUGAAUUUCAGUUGAUGAAUAGUUACAUUGCAGGACUUGACCCCUCACAUUAUAUCCGCGUGGCAUUUUUUGAUCCGAGAUAUGAUGGAAGAGCUCCAUCUGUUCCCGGUAGAGGGUUUUUGAAAAGAGGGAGUAGGUUCACAGUCACAGAUGAUCUCACUAUCUCCCCUAUGAACUCAUCCUCAGCCAUUUGCUUAAUAAAACAGUUGGAGAUGGACCUUGACGAGAUUGAUGAUCAUGUGAUUAGCAUCAGCAAAGCCGAGGCUAUCAGUACGCUGAGAGCUUCUUUGAUGACAUCCGCUGCCUUGACCACUGGCCUUGGGAGUUUACUUGCGGCGAAAUCAAAAGGAGAGAACUGAAGGAACCGGAAGUAAUGAGGUGUUUCUGUUAUCAAUCUUUCCUCGCAGAUUGAUAAGCUUUUGUUUUGGAGUUGUGGACGUGUUUUCUUGUAAUUGGCUGACAAAAUUGAGUUCCUUUGAAAGGUUUUAUUCCAUGAUUCGACUUGAUCUGUCAUUUGGUUUGA
Molecule: messenger RNA, 2130 nt
Organism: Tarenaya hassleriana
Lineage: Eukaryota; Viridiplantae; Streptophyta; Magnoliopsida; Brassicales; Cleomaceae
Exons: 4
Coding region: 485-1966 (493 amino acids)
Source: RefSeq, a predicted model, not a curated record